Molecule: messenger RNA, 1038 nt
Organism: Chelmon rostratus (copperband butterflyfish)
Lineage: Eukaryota; Metazoa; Chordata; Actinopteri; Chaetodontiformes; Chaetodontidae
Product: protein FAM117B-like
Exons: 8
Coding region: 1-1038 (345 amino acids)
Source: RefSeq, a predicted model, not a curated record
AUGUCUCAAGUGGGUUUCAACCCUUAUAUUCUGAAACUGUGGCCCUCACAGGGCGCGCUCGCUGGCUCUCACCUGACAGGUCCCUGGCCUCAGGACGACAGCCAGCACCAACACGUCCCCUACAUGAGGGACAAAGCGACGCAGACCCCCAGGGCCUGGGCAGAUGAGAGGAGGAGGGGCUCUCACAAACGCUCGGCCUCCUGUGGGAGCACCGACCAGCUCAAGGAGAUUGCCAAAUUGCGUCAGCAGCUUCAGCGCAGCAAACGCAGCAGCCGCCACCGGAGGGAUAAAGACCGCAAGUCCCCGUUCAAUGGCAGCCAUACCAUCAUCCAGUCGCAGUCGCCUAUGCCCAAAACCAUUCUGAUACCCAUCCCUAUAUCCAAGUCCUCGGCCCCUCGCUUCCGCAACAGCGUGGAGGGCCUCAACCAGGAGAUCGAACGCAUCACCAUCCAGGACGCCCCUGAAAAGGACGAGACCAUCGUUCCUCAGGAUGUCCCAGAUGGGCACCGCGCACCCCCACCUCUGCCCCCGCAGCGCAGCAGCAGCACCCGCAGCAUCGACACACAGACUCCCUCCGGGGGCGGCCUGAGUGGUAACCAUAGCAACUGCAGUAGCCGUCCCGACUCCAUCUCGCCCUCCUACCUCACCGUCCUCAAUGACAUGGGUGGAGGCAGCCCCUAUGAGGACAAAGAGCUGAGCCCCUGCUCCCCGCUGCCUAAGUACGCCGCCUCCCCCAGACCCAACAACAGCUACAUGUUCAAGAGAGAACCUCCAGAGGGCUGCGAGAAGGUCAAGGUGUUCGAGGAGUCCAUGCCCAAACCUCUGCAGGAGAUCCCUCCCUUCUUGUGUCCCGACCGCAACAAGGUCAACUUCAUCCCCAACAGCGGCUCUGCCUUCUGCCUCGUCAGCAUCCUCAAGCCCUUACUCCCCACCCCGGACCUCAACUUUCGCCCCGGGGUGGGCCUCCGAAGCCUGUCCCCGUCCCUCGUGCCUCUGUCCACCCAGCCCUGCCUCCUGGAGGAGCCUGAGAGCUUCUGA